UCAAAGGUAGUUACAAAAUAGAUGGUAAAACCAUUUUGUCUACUUUUAGGACUUGCCAAGGAUGAGUAUUACAUCAUUGGAAGAGUAAUUGCUGUGUCACUUGUCCAUGGUGGCCCUGCUCCACACUUUUUCUCCAGACAUUUUGUAGAAUACAUCUGUGGUAAAACAGAUGUUUCACCAUCUAUUGAAGAUGUCACAGAUCCAGACAUUCAGAAUGUGCUUCAGGAGAUUCAAAGAUGGAUUGUCAACCCUCGAUGUGCUUCAGAAAAUUCUAGAAAGUCCAUCAGCGUUUGAACCUUAUUUGUGCUUCAGUACUCAAAAUCUCAGCUCUGAGCUCAUUGAAAGCAUCUUCAGAGUUGAAUUUAGUGUGGCGGGUAGCAACAAGAAACGCGAAGAAGGAAGGAUAGCAUCUUACUGGGCAGAUUAUCUACUAGAUAUUGAAGGUAACAUCUCUUCUACAGAUCCAACUUUAGAAGAUAUUGUCAUGUUUGCAACAGGACUGAAGAUGAUUCCACCACUGGGAUUUGAGCCAAGGCCAACAAUAAAAUUCCUGCAUGAUAAUUCCCCGUUUCCAACUGCCAACACUUGCAGCAAUACAUUAUGCUUGCCACUACAUUCAUCAUAUGACAGUUUCAAAUUUCAUAUUAGCUUUGGAAUUUUGAAUUCUCCAGGCUUUGGGCUUUAUUGA
Polypterus senegalus (gray bichir) is the source of this 688-nucleotide messenger RNA. RefSeq names its product G2/M phase-specific E3 ubiquitin-protein ligase-like. The coding region runs from base 170 to 688 and encodes 172 amino acids. The transcript has 3 exons. Gene Ontology annotation, molecular function: ubiquitin-protein transferase activity. The record is from RefSeq and is a predicted model, not a curated record. NCBI's taxonomy places the organism in Eukaryota, Metazoa, Chordata, Cladistia, Polypteriformes, Polypteridae.